AUGGUUUCAAGAUAGCAAGCAAAUUACGAGAAGCUUUUCCAAUUGGCUGUGCCUCUUUACUGCCCAACUGAAGAUUAGGAUGGUAAUCUCUACACGGUUUCAACCAAUGGAGAUGUUUAUUAAGUAACUGAAGGACAAAUGGAGGUUGCUUUCACUACAGGAGGUCAGCCAACAGGUUUAGUCUUCGAUAUGCAGGGUUCAUCUUUUAUUGCUGAUCAGGCUCAUUAAGCUAUCUUGUCAUAGACUGUUACUGAUAAUCGUAUCGAAAUAACUCCAGUUAUUAAGGACUUCGAUGGUAAUGCCCUAAAGGGUCCCAAUUCUAUGAUCUUAUCAGAAAAGAACAACGCUCUUUUCUUUACAGAUUCAGGUCCAAUGGGUGAAACCUCACUUGAAAACGCUACUGGCUCAGUUUUUGCAAUAGAUUUAGGAGUAUCAAUGCUUAAGCCAGUAAUCUACAAUAAAUUAGCAUAUCCAAGUGGUCUCGCUUUAUCUAAUGAUGAGAACUUGAUCUACGUAUCUGAGACUUAUGCCAAUAGAAUUUUGAGAAUAGUUUGCCAUUCCUCAGGUGUUUAUCAUACUUCAGUAUUCCAUCAAUUCUCAGGGCGCCUGGGUCCAACUGCAUUAGCUAUGCACCCAUCUGGAAGAUUAUACGCAGCACGUUAUGAUUUCAAUGAAUGCUCAAAGAAUGGAGUCAUUUCUAUCCUCAAUGAAAAUGGAGAACUUGAGGGAGAACUAUUAGUGCAAGACUGCCCAGAGAUUACUGGAUUAUACUUCUCUAAAGUGCAAGAUGAUAUUUUAUACGCCACCGAGAGCACAUCGAACUCACUUCUCAAGAUAUAGGUUAAUCAAAACAACUGA
Molecule: messenger RNA, 858 nt
Organism: Stylonychia lemnae
Lineage: Eukaryota; Ciliophora; Spirotrichea; Sporadotrichida; Oxytrichidae
Source: the annotation of a GenBank genome assembly